AUGGUGAAGCAUGUGUACCCGCGGGACUCUACAGUUUAUUCACAAAAAAUAUCAUCAUCUCUCCACAAAGCCUCUCUGGCUUCUUCUCUCCCGUUAAAAUGGUUCGAAGCAUCUUGAUUUCUCGCUCUGCAACUCUGUCACUCUAGAAGCCCUAGGUUGCCAUUUAUUGUGAGAUUAGAGUGCCUUACGAGUCACGCAUCUCAGCUGGUUUUGCUGGCCGGAUGCUGGGGGUGUACACAACAUCAAAAGCCACGAUGACCUAUAAAUAUUAAAUCAUGAGGUAGUUUGUGAAUGAAGGCAUGCCCUGCACUCCGUUGAGCGUUUUUCAUUAAGUAGGGGAUCUGGAGGAAUGACCAUUUGGCUGUAAAUCGUCAGAUUCCUUGCUUUUCGAGAGCGGCCUCCAUUCCCUAAAGAGAGUGCUGAUCAACGUAUUUCCAAAUGGAGACUUGAAAUAUGGUUGAUGUGAUUAGGAUACCCAUUGUUAAACUUUACCAAUUGGAGGAUAGGAUGAUGCUGAGAAGGUUGUGAGGCUCUUCUGCCCCAAUUGAUUGCGAUUUCAUCUUACUUUGGUCUCAUUUCUGAGACCAAGACCGGGGUACAUUGAAAAGGCAGUACGAUGAGACCAAGACCGGGGUACAUUGAAAAGGCAGUACAAGCAGUCGGUUUAGGGUUGCAAUUGGCCACAUCCAACCAGUUGAGCCAAGGGCCAAAGUUUUGGAACUUAGGACCUUUUUUCAGUAAUUAUGCCUCAUUGUCUGCUGCCUCUUCCAGCAAGAAGAUUCCCCUUGAAGAAACGUGGCAAGGGCUUGAUAGGUUACAACACAGCACUAAACCAGAGAAAGAGAGCCAUGGUUGAGCCUGAAGUUCCAUCAUCUUUCUCAUCAGAGAAUCAUAAGGUUCAAGAAGAGGAAGUAGGGUUUUACCCUAAUUUGUCGUCUGCAUCAAACCGUGUUCGAAGGCUAUUGUUCAGGAAAAUGCUCAUUGGAGUGAGUGAUGGGCGCUUCUUUGUUGGGGGUUUCCAUUGUUUGGAUAAGCAAGGCAACAUUAUACUCCAAGAUGCAGUCGAGUUCAGGCCUGGACAUAGCACCAGGCCUUCUCCCGUGGAGCAACGUUGCUUAGGGCUUGUGCUAAUACCUUCUUCUUGCCGAAUUUCUUGCCAUGUCGAUUUUUCUAUUGAAGAACAGAUGUCUCUUUUAAAGUUAUAAUAUUUGAGAGAGCUGAAAGGGCCUGUAGCAGGAUGUGUAUGCUAAAAAGGUAUUAAUAGGAUUUAAUUGUUUUUCUUGCUGAACUUGUAGGAUUUUGGUGCAAAUUUGUUUCUUGUGCAUUGUUGUUGUCAGCUUCACAACAUUCCGGGAGAGAAGCUAACGAGUUGGUGGUUUCCCUUGCUAAGGAUGGUGUCCAUGGGUCAUCACUUAUGAUUUUUGCUAUCACUGUAUAGAGGCUUUACAGGCAAUUCCUUCUAUCAAAUUUUGAAUCCAUGAAAUAAGAAAAAAGAAGUUAAAAAACUUCGAAAGGUCGCUGAGGAUAAUUAGCCCAAAUUACCAUUUUAGCCGUCGAAAUUUAGUUGACAUUGUUAGUAAUAUUAACUUAUGUGACAUUAGGUAUGUAUGUUUCUUUCUUUGGACUCUGGUUGUAUGCAUGGUAUGUUUGUUUUUCCUGAGAUAGUUGAUACUUUGCCCAAAUUUUAGCCCUGGGCCUCUUUUUCUUUGUGGUGAUAGCAGCCCUAUUCAAGCAAUCUAGGUCAAUCUAAAUAUUUUGUUUCUCUUUAUCAAUUGUAUAAAUUGCUACAAUUGCAUAAAUUGCUUCAUAUGUCUGGGUUAACUUGAACUGCUGUUCAUAUAAUCUUAUUUAUGCCCAUUUUGGCUCUAAUGUUCUUUUUUUUCUGUAACUAUAAUUCUCAGCCCAAAACUGUAUGUGUCGAUAUUUAUGUAGAGUUUUUUAUUAAUGGAACGUCUAUCAAUAAAAGUCUACAUCAAGUUGUAUCACAGGCGUAGAACGGGUUGUAGUUAGAAUUAAAUGAUUAAAGCAUGUUAUCACCAUAACAGAAAGCCUUAUUCGUAAGGAAUCAAUUUCACAAUUCAAUCUGGUUCGCAAAUCAGUCUCCCUAAUUAACAGAUCGAUGAAUGUCACGAAAUGGAAUUUUCUCCGAGUGGGACACUGAUAAUCUCCCGCAUGAUGCCUGCAAUCAUUGUCUAACAUUUCUUUUAUCGCCACAACUAAUGACAGCAUAUGAGGUGCCUUCUAUUCCUAACGGUGUGCUAAGACUGAAAACUAAUCUAUGCAGCAAGUUAAUAAGGAACUAAGGAUUUGCAGCCCUACAGGAUGGUGACUGAGUUCAGCAGAAACACAUGGCACGUCCAGAAGCAGCCCCAAACAGCCCUCUCGAAGGAACAACAAGGAAGGAUCUAGGCAACGGACGCAGCCCCAAACAGCCGUCUCGAAGGAACAAGAAGGAAGGAUUUAGGCAAACCGACAAGUCCUAUAGGUCCACACAAGAUAAAAGACUUGAAGAUACCGGAAUCCUUAGUGUUGGAAUGCUUGGCUGUGGAUGUUUUUCCAAUAGUUUCAAUCCAAAAGUAGCAUAACUAGGUUGGGAUAUCCCAAAUGAAACAUGAUGGUCAUGUGUGCUGCAGGAUUCUUCGUAACUGAAUGGAAAAGGUCCACGAAAAAUAAGUACGUCACUAAGCUUUUAUAGACGCCUAUUAGAAGCAUAUUCAUGGCAAUUGCUGUGUACUAAAUUCUUUAGGACAAAAAGGAGAACAAAUAGAAACACAUGAUGCCUCUGUAAUCCAACCCAUAUUCAUAUCAAGCUUUGCUUUAUCUGUGUGCUGAUUAUCAUGUAGAGUCCGGUUGUUGAAAUGUGCAUUUAUUGUUUUCUACAGGUCUUGCAUGAAGAGAUCCAUUUGCAGACAUUCCAGUUUCUCGCUUAGCAUCAGAAAACUCUGAUGAUAGUCAAAUUUUCCUUUUUCUAUUCGCCAAUAGGUUUGACCAUGUUACUGAUCUGCUUCUUUGGGCCGACUCUACUCCAUAACCUCAAGAAAAUUUCGAUUGCAUAUGAGGUGACCAGGUGAUCAGUAAUGUCCUGUCCUACUGAGAAAACUAGCUUACUUCAUUGGUAACAGUUACUCUCUUGAAUUGUCUGAAUAAAUUGUGGGUUUGAGUGUAAUUACGGAACGUGGUCCUGAAAAUUGAACAAUUUUGUUUCCUUGUCGGUGUUGCCGAAAUAUACUUGAUUAAUGUAAGAAUGUUCGUGAGUUUAAA
Amborella trichopoda is the source of this 3261-nucleotide messenger RNA. Its product is annotated as Small nuclear ribonucleoprotein family protein. NCBI's taxonomy places the organism in Eukaryota, Viridiplantae, Streptophyta, Magnoliopsida, Amborellales, Amborellaceae. Gene Ontology annotation, cellular component: NatC complex. The record is from RefSeq and is a predicted model, not a curated record.